AUGUUAAUUCCUUCUGGAUGGAUUCAUGCAGUUCAUACACCGUCAGAUUCACUUGUUUUAGGAGGGAACUUUUUAACUCAUCUUCAUAUUGAAAUGCAAUUAUCAAUAGCUAAUCUUGAGCGACGUACUAAGGUACCACAAAAAUUUAGAUAUCCGUUUUUUGAAAAACUUCUUUGGUUUUCUACGUUACACUAUUUAUCUAUACCCCUUGAUCAUGCUGAGAAUUUUGAUCAUUAUUUACAUCAUAAGAAAAUUUCAAAUAUAAAUGAGCAAUCAAAAAAUAGAAAAAUACAUGAAAAGGAAUUAGCAGGUUGUGAAAUGCUAGCUAAAUAUUUAUUUAUACAUGCUCAAAUGGCAAAAGGGCUAGCACCAAUUACAGCAAAUGGGGAGAAACUAAAUAUGCCAACACAGAGACAACAUCGUGCUAUAAAACUAGAAUUACCUUUUCAGUUUUUUUCUGGGGAUUUCGUAGAGUUAGCAAAAGCUUUUGGAAGAUGGACCUACUAUAAGAAAAAAUUAAAUUAUUCAGAAUUCCCAAAAUGGUGUUUGCCUGGUCCUCUUGCAUCUUUUGAUUCAUUAUCCAAUAAUAUUUCUAAGCAAAAAAAAGAUAAUAAAAUUGCAUCUAAGAAGAAAAAAAAUACUGUUUGUCAAUCUGGUACUACUUUAAACAUUCAUGAAAAUAAUAAACAAAACAAUGAUUCAAAUUGUGAAGAAAUUUUAAAACAGAAUCCUUCGAAAAUAUUAAAUCAUGAUUCUUCUUUACAUUCAUCAAAACCAACAUAUUUUGUAAAAUUUAAAGAUAACAAAAAGGAAAUUAAAACAGAAGAUACCCUAGCAUCUGAGUUAGUUUCUCCUAAACUCAAAGUAGACGAGCAAAAAAAUAUCUCUCAAUCAAAAUUGGAAUCAUAUAAUAUUUUUUCUGACAAUGCAGUAGAUAAUGCUACUAAACAAGCAAUAAAAGCAGCUAUGUUUGGGUUAAGAGACAAUGAAACGAAGCGGACUGUUUCAGAAAUAACAUUUAUAAACAAUUUUAACUGA
Pneumocystis carinii B80 is the source of this 1038-nucleotide messenger RNA. RefSeq lists its product as hypothetical. Lineage: Eukaryota; Fungi; Ascomycota; Pneumocystomycetes; Pneumocystales; Pneumocystaceae. The coding region runs from base 1 to 1038 and encodes 345 amino acids. Gene Ontology annotation, molecular function: histone demethylase activity; transcription coregulator activity. Gene Ontology annotation, biological process: regulation of transcription by RNA polymerase II; protein demethylation. The record is from RefSeq and is a predicted model, not a curated record. The transcript has a single exon.